Coccinella septempunctata (seven-spotted ladybird) is the source of this 1599-nucleotide messenger RNA. RefSeq names its product prostatic acid phosphatase-like. The coding region runs from base 277 to 1443 and encodes 388 amino acids. The record is from RefSeq and is a predicted model, not a curated record. Lineage: Eukaryota; Metazoa; Arthropoda; Insecta; Coleoptera; Coccinellidae. The transcript is spliced from 8 exons. Gene Ontology annotation, biological process: dephosphorylation. Gene Ontology annotation, molecular function: phosphatase activity.
GAUCCCUGAAAGGGGUACAUGAUGCGAUGAUACCAUCAUCAUUUCACUCAUUCCUAACAAGUCCAACAACAAUAUCGGUCAUUCUACCAUAUUUAUCACUGAUUAUUAUAAGCACAAUUGUCCAGUUCUGAAUAUUUUUGUGUAUGUCUUUAAAUAACUAUGAAACCUCAAGGUUCGUGUGAAGAAGUGACGAAAAAUGUGGUCGAUUGUUGAAGAUUGUUGGAGGGAGGUAAUCAUUCUUAUAAAGGUCUACACACAUUAAAGGAUAAGUAACCUAUGGUGCAAAAAAUGAAAGUGGUACUAGGAAGUGUGGUGCUUUUGGCGGCCGUCUUGUGCGCUGUUUUGGCCGCUGUGAACCCAGGAACAGACGAUAAGAAGCAACUUCUUCUGGUACAUGUUAUCAUGAGACAUGGAGCAAGAACACCGGCUUCUACAUAUCCAAAAGAUCCCUACAUAAACGAAACCUUCUACCCCUUUGGUUGGGGGCAACUCACUAACAGAGGUAAAAUGGACCUUUACGAAACCGGAAAAUAUCUGAGGGAACGCUACAAUUCUUUUUUGGGUGAGCGAUACACCCCAAACGUCUUCUAUACCCAAUCUACAGACGUCGAUAGGACGAAAGCGAGCAUGCAAGUGGUUAACGCCGGACUGUGGCCUCCCAAAGGGGACCAAAUUUGGGGACCUAUUCCCUGGCAACCCAUACCAGUCCACUCCGAACCUCUAGACGAAGAUAUGUUACUUCUAGUGAGGAAACCCUGCGCCCAAUAUUCCCUGGAGAUGGAGAAGGCCAAGGAGUUACCAGAGGUCAAGAAGAAGUUAGAAGAGUUCCGACCUUUAUUCCAGUCAGUUUCCAAACAUACCGGUGCUAAAAUGGAAGAUUUCGCUGACGCAGAAGACAUUUACAGCACCCUUGUUGCAGAAAAAAGUUACAAUCUCUCCUUGCCAGAGUGGACGAAGGAGUUUUUUCCCGAACCAUUGGAAAAACCGACCAUCUUCUUUUACGUCUUCAACUCUUACACCGAAAAGAUGAAGAGACUGAAGGGAGGUGUCCUUCUGCAUAAGCUGAUCGAAGACUGGAAGGCCAAAUCUAGAGGAACCCUAGAGCCACAAGAGAGAAAGGCUUUCCUAUACGGAGGACACGAUUCUACCAUCGCCAACCUUCUCAGCGCCCUCAACGUCUGGGACCCACAAAUACCUGCGUACGGUAUCACGAUCAUGUUGGAAAUGUCCAGGGAUAUCAGCUCUGGAGAAAUAGGAAUAGAGAUUUACCUGAGAAAUACCACAGACUCGUCACCUCAUCUGCUGAAAGUACCAGGAUGCCAGACUUUCUGUCCAUUGGACAAGCUGAUAGAUCUGACGAAACCAGUGAUCCCUCAGAACUGGCAGGAAGAGUGUAAAUCUGACGAUCCAAAUUACACUCCCCCACCACCGAGCGGUCCGUGAAGUUUCUUGCGAAAUAAAUCCAAAAAAUUAUAAUUAUAUAUAAUGGAGAAGUUGAAAUUUCAUCGAAAAAUUAUGUGACUGAGAUGUUGCAUAACUUUUGGGAGUUGUAUAUUUUUGAAAUAAAUGGUUUUUAUAAUUUUUCAUAUAUUUUACAAA